Molecule: messenger RNA, 1356 nt
Organism: Pseudomassariella vexata
Lineage: Eukaryota; Fungi; Ascomycota; Sordariomycetes; Amphisphaeriales; Pseudomassariaceae
Exons: 9
Coding region: 1-1356 (451 amino acids)
Biological process (GO): regulation of DNA-templated transcription
Molecular function (GO): zinc ion binding; DNA-binding transcription factor activity, RNA polymerase II-specific
Source: RefSeq, a predicted model, not a curated record
AUGGACAAUCAGAAGCUCCAGAGCAUUGCGCCAGCUCCCCCGAAAGAUCCAAUCCCCCCUUCCAGCCUGACGAGCUUGCCUCCACGGAAGAAUCUGACAAAGAAUGCCUGUAUAAGUUGCCGAUUCAAAAAGGCCAAGUGCGAUGGGGGCCGACCUUCUUGUAGUCGCUGCCGAUUGUCUGGAAACGUUUGCCAGUAUGAGGAAAAUGGACGGCUUGCAGCGAGGUUACAGCGAAUCAGCGAGCAGCUAAAUCGACAGCAAGACAGGCUCCAGGACUUGGAGGCUAUUUUCGAAGCCCUGCAGAACGGUACCGACGAGCAAGCCGCUGGAAUUCUAGCUUAUGUUAGAGUAGGGGAGCCCUUCGAAACCAUCGUCUCGCACAUUUCAUCCGGAACCCCGGAAACCAGCGCGCAAAGGCUAGUCGUCUUUGCCAGCUCGCUCUUGAGGUUAGCCCCGCAAUACACCAACGUUUUUCUCGACCCCCUAUUUGACCGAACCGAAUGGCUCAACGCCCAUGAGACCAACAACAACCAACUUUCCACAGGAAGCCUGACGCCUUCUCCGCACACAUCAACGACGUCUCUGGGAAAUCUACUUUUCUCCAGCAGCAUCACGGCGAACCAUUGUCCCACCCCUACACAACAAGACCAGUUUAACAGCUUGUUCGCGCAGAGGUGGAAUAUGAUGACUGCCAACGAUUGCCGAGGUGCUGCAAGCGUUACGACUUCAUUUUCAGAGACUUUACAACAAGGCCGUGCUAUGAUCAGCGCAGGAGCGAUUCCCGAGGAGAUUACGGGCACAUUCCCCACCGUGGCGGCUUUGUUCGAUCAAGACGAGUUCGAGAGGUGUUCCAUGAUAUCGAAGUGGGCAGCUCGGUUUGUCUACAGUUCCCGACACGAAGAUAACUCGUUUACCUCCAUGGCUGCCAUGUGGGCAGCGUGGCACGUUAUGAGAUGGAUGGUCAACCCUCAACCACAGACAUAUGCUGCGAUACCUGAUUGGUUGCGCCCCACAGAGCUUCAACUAGUCAUCCCUCAUGUUGAGGUCGUCGAAUGUGUCGCCUGGCCGUACUUGCGCGACUUCGUUAUACAGAACCCGGCAAUGCAAGAUAAUCUACAAUGGCUCGCAGAAUCAUCUAGUUCUAUGAGGUGCGCCUGGGCUGGGACCCGCGAAGAAGCGCUUGUGGUCAACGAAAUCACAGGGCACAGGCAAUUCACUGAAGCAGCUGAAGCUAGUGUGCGCAAACUCUCGAACUGGUCACUUGCUCCUUCUAUUCGUGCAUACAUACCGAAUAUCGAUCGGCAUGUAACCAUACGUACAAUCGGAUCCCCCGAUCAAGAAAGUGAUUUUUGUUAG